Molecule: messenger RNA, 952 nt
Organism: Elgaria multicarinata webbii
Lineage: Eukaryota; Metazoa; Chordata; Lepidosauria; Squamata; Anguidae
Gene: BMERB1
Product: bMERB domain containing 1
Exons: 6
Coding region: 16-639 (207 amino acids)
Biological process (GO): negative regulation of microtubule depolymerization
Cellular component (GO): microtubule cytoskeleton
Source: RefSeq, a predicted model, not a curated record
AGAAAGAAAAAAAGCAUGGAGUUAAAGCGCUCCAUCUCUGCCAGCAUGGAAGCCGAGAAGCCGCUGAGGCGCUACGGGGCAGUGGAAGAGACGGAAUGGAAAACGCACGGGCUGGGCAGAAAUCAACUAGACAUCAUUUCGAUGGCUGAGACGACCAUGAUGCCUGAGGAGAUCGAACUGGAGAUGGCAAAGAUCCAGAGACUUCGGGAAGUCUUAGUCAGAAGAGAAUCCGAACUCAGGUUUAUGAUGGAUGAUAUCCAGUUGUGCAAGGACAUCAUGAACCUUAAGAAAGAGCUGCAGAAUUUAGUAGCAGUCCCAGAAAAAGAUAAAACAACACUGCAGAAGCAAAGGGAAGAUGAAUUGAUUCAGAAGAUCCACAAACUGGUGCAAAAAAGAGACUUCCUUGUUGAUGACGCGGAAGUGGAGAGAUUAAGAGAGAAGGAGGAAGACAAGGAGAUGGCGGAGUUCCUCCGGAUCAAGUUGAAACCUUUAGAUAAAGCCGUUAGAUCACCUACCAGUACCCCUACAGAGAAGAAGGCAGAACCUCCACCGCUUCCUCCAAACAAGCCCACCAUCGCCAAGACAGGAAUAGCUCUUAUCAAGGAUUGCUGUGGGACAGCCCAGUGCACCAUCAUGUAGCGCCAUCCUCUCGGGCACACCUUCUUUUCGACACGCUUUUACCCGACGGAUGUAGAACUGUUUGAGGAAGGGAGGAGAAAGGACAUAAAAGCAUCCAAAUAUCUUGAUAGUUGAGUUUCCCAUACUGUUUCUUACAGUAACUGUUGUAGUACUGAAUGUACCACUUGGUGACUCCUUCACUGUUGCAUGGAUCACUCAGCGAGCAUGCCUAGGUUAAGACAAGGAGUAUAUCUAAAUAUAACUAUAUCCAGAGAUCAGAGAGGAUUUGUAAUAAAUAAAAAUAACACACAUAGGAGAUGGCUCGCAGGUAACA